CCCCCGCCCCCGCCCCCCUACCCCCCCAGGCUCCCGGGUCGCUCUCCUCAGGCGGUCGCCCGCACUCGGUGGAUGUGGCUGGCAGCCGCCGCCCCCUCCCUCGCUCGCCGCCUGCUCUUCCUCGGCCCUCCGCCUCCUCCCCUCCUCCUUCUCCUCCUCAGCCGCUCUUCUCGCCGCCGCCGCCGCCGCCUCCACAGCCUGGGCCUCGCCGCGAUGCCGGAGAAGAGGCCCUUCGAGCGGCUGCCUGCCGAUGUCUCCCCCAUCAACUACAGCCUUUGCCUCAAGCCUGACUUGCUGGACUUCACCUUCGAGGGCAAGCUGGAGGCCGCCGCCCAGGUGAGGCAGGCAACCAAUCAGAUUGUGAUGAAUUGUGCUGAUAUUGACAUUAUUACAGCUUCAUAUGCACCAGAGGGAGAUGAAGAAAUACAUGCUACAGGAUUUAACUAUCAGAAUGAAGAUGAAAAAGUCACCUUGUCUUUUCCUAGUACUCUCCAAACAGGUACGGGAACCUUAAAGAUAGAUUUUGUUGGAGAGCUGAAUGACAAAAUGAAAGGUUUUUAUAGAAGUAAAUAUACUACCCCUUCUGGAGAGGUGCGCUAUGCUGCUGUCACACAGUUUGAGGCUACUGAUGCCCGGAGGGCUUUUCCUUGCUGGGAUGAGCCUGCCAUCAAAGCAACUUUUGAUAUCUCAUUGGUCGUUCCUAAAGACAGAGUAGCUUUAUCAAACAUGAAUGUAAUUGAUCGGAAACCAUACCCUGAUGAUGAAAAUGUAGUGGAAGUGAAGUUUGCCCGCACACCUGUCAUGUCUACAUAUUUGGUGGCAUUUGUUGUGGGUGAAUAUGACUUUGUAGAAACAAGGUCAAAAGACGGUGUGUGUGUCCGUGUUUACACCCCUGUUGGCAAAGCAGAGCAAGGAAAAUUUGCGUUAGAGGUUGCUGCUAAAACCCUGCCUUUUUAUAAGGACUACUUCAAUGUUCCUUAUCCUCUACCUAAAAUUGAUCUCAUUGCUAUUGCAGACUUUGCAGCUGGUGCCAUGGAGAACUGGGGCCUUGUUACUUAUAGGGAGACUGCAUUGCUUAUUGAUCCAAAAAACUCCUGUUCCUCAUCACGCCAGUGGGUUGCUCUGGUUGUGGGACAUGAACUCGCCCAUCAAUGGUUUGGAAAUCUUGUUACUAUGGAAUGGUGGACUCAUCUUUGGUUAAAUGAAGGCUUUGCAUCAUGGAUUGAAUAUUUGUGUGUAGACCACUGCUUCCCAGAGUAUGAUAUCUGGACUCAGUUUGUAUCUGCCGAUUACACCCGUGCCCAGGAGCUUGAUGCUUUAGAUAACAGCCAUCCUAUUGAAGUCAAUGUGGGCCAUCCGGCUGAAGUUGAUGAGAUAUUUGACGCUAUAUCAUAUAGCAAAGGUGCAUCUGUCAUCCGAAUGCUCCAUGACUACAUUGGGGAUAAGGACUUUAAGAAAGGAAUGAACAUGUAUUUAACCAAGUUCCAACAAAAGAAUGCUGCCACAGAGGAUCUCUGGGAAAGUUUAGAGAAUGCCAGUGGUAAACCUAUAGCAGCGGUGAUGAACACCUGGACUAAACAGAUGGGAUUCCCCCUCAUUUAUGUGGAAGCAGAGCAGGUAGAAGAUGACAGAUUAUUGAGGUUGUCCCAAAGGAAGUUCUGUGCCAGUGGACCAUAUGUUGGAGAAGACUGUCCCCAGUGGAUGGUUCCUAUCACGAUCUCUACUAGCGAAGAUCCCAACCAUGCCAAACUGAAAAUUCUGAUGGACAAGCCAGAGAUGAACGUGGUUUUGAAAAAUGUCAAACCGGACCAGUGGGUAAAGUUAAACCUGGGGACAGUUGGAUUUUAUCGGACCCAGUAUAGCUCAGCCAUGCUGGAAAGUUUAUUACCAGGCAUUCGUGACCUUUCUCUGCCCCCUGUGGAUCGACUUGGAUUACAGAAUGACCUCUUCUCCUUGGCUCGAGCUGGAAUCAUUAGCACUGUAGAGGUUCUAAAAGUCAUGGAGGCUUUUGUGAAUGAGCCCAAUUAUACUGUGUGGAGCGACCUGAGCUGUAACCUGGGGAUUCUCUCAACUCUCUUGUCCCACACAGACUUCUAUGAGGAAAUCCAGGAGUUUGUGAAAGAUGUCUUUUCACCUAUAGGGGAGAGACUGGGCUGGGACCCCAAACCUGGAGAAGGUCAUCUAGACGCACUCCUGAGGGGCUUGGUUCUGGGAAAACUAGGAAAAGCAGGACAUAAGGCAACGUUAGAAGAAGCCCGUCGUCGGUUUAAGGACCACGUAGAAGGGAAACAGAUUCUCUCCGCUGAUCUGAGGAGUCCUGUCUAUCUGACUGUUCUGAAGCAUGGUGAUGGCACUACCUUAGACAUUAUGCUAAAGCUUCACAAACAAGCAGAUAUGCAGGAAGAGAAAAACCGAAUUGAAAGGGUCCUUGGGGCUACUCUUUCACCUGAAUUGAUUCAAAAAGUCCUCACGUUUGCACUUUCAGAAGAGGUACGUCCACAGGACACUGUGUCAGUAAUUGGUGGAGUGGCUGGAGGCAGCAAGCAUGGAAGGAAGGCUGCUUGGAAAUUUAUAAAAGACAACUGGGAAGAACUUUAUAAUCGAUACCAGGGAGGAUUCUUAAUAUCCAGACUAAUAAAGCUGUCAGUUGAGGGAUUUGCAGUUGACAAAAUGGCUGGAGAGGUUAAGGCUUUCUUCGAGAGUCACCCCGCUCCGUCAGCUGAGCGUACCAUCCAGCAGUGCUGUGAGAAUAUCCUGCUGAAUGCGGCUUGGCUAAAGCGAGAUGCUGAGAGCAUUCACCAGUACCUCCUUCAGCGAAAGUCCUCGCCCCCUACAGCGUGAGCCCAGCGCGCCACCGCUGCUGCGGUCCUGCUGCUUGGCUGUGGGGGGGCGGGGGGAGGUGGGGCUACUGAACAGCUGAUUCACAUGCAGAGAAUUUGGAGUCUUCUUUCAAACCAGUGGGGGUUGGACAAUGAAUGUAGUUAACUGGUUCCUGCUCACACUCCAGAAUUAAAUUCUAUUGAAAAAGGAAAAUCAGCAAUUCAGCAAAAAAAUAAAAAAAUAAAAAUAAAAAAUAAAAAUGUAAAUAUGAUAGUAAUAAAAUAGAGCAUAACGAAACUGUGAAACUUCCUGAAGCCUUGUCAGUGGUUAAAAGUAUUUAACACUCUCCUCUUAAUGACAGAUGUUCUGUUUUUAUAACCUACCAAAAGGAAACUAGAGGCUUCUGGGGGAAGAAGAUUUUUUGUGAAGUGGGUUCUGCAAGCAGCCUACAAGCCGAGGGUAGUGUCCAUUGCUGGGAAUGGUUAAACGUGAAAGGCUGAUAGCUGGUAUAACAUAGAAUCUGUGCAUAAUUCCAAGUGUUUUUUUGGUUUUUUUGGGUUUGUUAGGCUUUUUUUGUUUGGUUUGUUUUGGGUUUUUUUGUUUUUGUUUUGUUUUUUGGGUUUUUUUGGCAUGGGGACUGAUCGGGAAGAUAUAUUUUCCUGCAUAACUCAAUCUAAACCAAGGAUCAUAAUUUUCCUCCAUGCCUUCCCUUCUGUGUGACCCCACCCCUGGCCAAAAGGAAAAAAAAAAAAAA
This is a messenger RNA of Lontra canadensis (Northern American river otter), 3574 nucleotides long. It is a transcript of the gene NPEPPS, whose product is annotated as aminopeptidase puromycin sensitive. Gene Ontology annotation, cellular component: cytoplasm. The record is from RefSeq and is a predicted model, not a curated record. The transcript has 23 exons. The coding region runs from base 73 to 2841 and encodes 922 amino acids. Gene Ontology annotation, biological process: proteolysis; peptide catabolic process. Gene Ontology annotation, molecular function: metalloaminopeptidase activity; peptide binding; zinc ion binding. Lineage: Eukaryota; Metazoa; Chordata; Mammalia; Carnivora; Mustelidae.